Molecule: messenger RNA, 2070 nt
Organism: Scylla paramamosain (green mud crab)
Lineage: Eukaryota; Metazoa; Arthropoda; Malacostraca; Decapoda; Portunidae
Product: fumarate hydratase, mitochondrial-like
Exons: 11
Coding region: 170-1708 (512 amino acids)
Biological process (GO): malate metabolic process; tricarboxylic acid cycle; fumarate metabolic process
Cellular component (GO): mitochondrion; tricarboxylic acid cycle heteromeric enzyme complex
Molecular function (GO): fumarate hydratase activity
Source: RefSeq, a predicted model, not a curated record
GGAUUAAAGGUGUAAAAUGAAUCGGGGUCUGAUUUAUCUAGGUUUUCAUUGCUUUAAGCUUUAGGAGAUAGUAAGAUUAUAUUAUUAUCUGGAGAAUGUGAUUCGUUUUCAAGACACCAUAUAAGCCUUCGCCUCCCAAACACAACCCGGUGCUGGCAGCCGUGAGCCCAUGACGAGUGCAGCAGCAGCAGCAGCAGAGAUGGCAGCCCUCCGAGCAGCAUCCAACAGGGCUUCUCGCCUCGCCCAUGCCCUCAGUGGGCGUCUGCAUCAGCAACAGGCGGGACUUGCUACUUCUUUAGUCAUGGCUGCUCAGGAGGGCGUUCGCAAGGAGUAUGACACCUUUGGGGAGUUGGAGGUGCCUAACAGCAAGUACUAUGGUGCCCAAACUGUCCGCUCUGUAAUGAACUUCCCCAUUGGAGGAGAAAAUGAACGCAUGCCGUUACCUGUGAUCAAGGCUUUUGGUGUCCUGAAGAAAGCAGCAGCACAAGUUAACAAGGAGUUUGGCCUUGAUCCUAAGGUUUCUGAUGCCAUCUCUAAAGCAGCAGAUGAAGUUAUCAGUGGCAAGCUGUAUGAUGAGCACUUCCCUUUGGUCAUCUGGCAGACGGGUUCAGGCACACAGUCCAACAUGAACACCAAUGAGGUCAUUGCCAACCGUGCCAUAGAAAUGAUGGGAGGUCAGCUUGGCUCCAAGACACCCGUUCACCCCAAUGACCAUGUUAACAAGAGCCAGAGCUCCAAUGACACCUACCCGACAGCCAUGCACAUUGCCACGGCCGUAGAGAUCCAUAACACCCUUCUGCCUGGGCUGACAGCUCUUCAUAAGGCUCUGGAUGACAAAGCCAAGGAGUUUGCAGAUAUUGUCAAGAUUGGGCGAACCCACACUCAGGAUGCCACUCCCCUCACUUUAGGCCAAGAGUUUGGAGGGUAUGCCCAGCAGAUUGAGUUUGGCAUUGAGCGGGUGAAGGCCUGUCUGCCCCGUCUGUAUAUGCUUGCUGCAGGUGGCACAGCUGUGGGCACUGGACUUAACACCAGAAUUGGGUUUGCUGAGAAAGUGGCUGCCAAGGUAUCAGAGCUGACUGGACUGCCAUUUAUCACUGCACCCAACAAGUUUGAGGCACUGGCAUCCCAUGACGCCAUGGUUGAGGUGUCUGGAGCCCUCAAUGUACUUGCUUGCUCCAUCAUGAAGAUCGCCAACGAUGUCAGGUUUCUGGCCUCAGGUCCCCGCUGUGGCCUUGGAGAACUCUCGCUGCCAGAGAAUGAGCCGGGCUCCUCCAUCAUGCCAGGGAAGGUGAAUCCCACACAGUGUGAGGCCAUCACCAUGGUUGCUGCUCAGGUGAUGGGGAACCACGUGGCUGUCACAGUGGGUGGCUCCAAUGGUCACUUUGAACUGAAUGUCUUCAAACCAAUGAUGGUGGCCAAUGUGCUGAGGUCCAUCCGACUUUUAGGAGACAGUUGCCACGCCUUUGUGAACAACUGUGUCACUGGCAUUGAGGCCAACAGGGAACGGAUUGACAAACUUCUCCAUGAAAGCCUGAUGCUUGUCACAGCCCUCAACCCCCACAUUGGAUAUGACAAGGCUGCCAAAAUUGCUAAGACUGCCCACAAGGAAGGCUCCACCCUGAAAGGAGCUGCCCUCAAGCUGGGCUACCUGACAGAAGAACAGUUUAAUCAGUGGGUGCGACCAGAGGAUAUGCUGGGACCCAAGUAAAUACCCUGCUGAAAACUCAUCACUUCCAUCAACAUCACUUUCUAACCUUCUCAGAGACUGGACCAGCAUGAACAUAGGAACACAAGAAAAUAAGAAAAACUACAAAAAGCUGUCAGGCCUCCACUUGGCAGUCCCUGCAUGAAACAUACCUUCAUAUUUCCACCCAUCUGCUCAGAAUGUCAAGGCUUAGCAGAUACAAGUCAUGACUCAAGUGCUGCAGAAUGUUAUGGCAACACCAGGACAUUCAUCUUGCUGGUAUAUUUUAAGAGCACAAACAAGAAUGUGACUGAAAUGUAUAAUUUUGUAACCAUGUAAUUUUUGAGGUUUGUAAAUAAGACUAAAGAAUAAAGAUUUCCUAUGGA